AUGGCACCCCGUCGCAAAGCAUCUUCGGUCCCUGAGGGCUACAAAGAAGAUCUCUCCAGAGGCAAUAUGCUCAGAUUCGAAGACUCCCUCCCCCGCCUGCCGGUACCCUCUCUGGAAGAAACGGGCCGUCGCUACCUCAAGUCCGUCCACGCGCUGGUCUCCGAGGCCGAAUAUGAGCGCACCAAGAAGGCCGUCGACGCCUUUGUUCGCCCGGGUGGUGAGGGUGAGCCCCUGCAGGAAAGGUUGCUCGCCCGCGCCGCCGACCCCAAGGUGAAGAACUGGCUUCUUGAAUGGUGGAAUCACGCCGCAUACCUGGGCUACCGGGACCCUGUCAUCCCCUACGUUUCGUACUUCUACUCCUACCGCGACGAUCGCGCCCGGCGGGACCCCGCCAAGCGCGCCGCCUCGGUUGCUACCGCCGCUCUGGAAUUCAAGCGCCAGGUCGACGAUGGCUCCUUGGAGCCUGAAUACAUGCGCGGCCAGCCCAUGGCUAUGAGCACCUACCAGUACAUGUUCAACUGCUGCCGUAUCCCUGGUGACCGUGUCGAUUACCCCCAGAAAUUCCCGGCUCAGGACAACGAGCACAUUGUGGUCGUGCGCAAGAACCAAUUUUUCAAGGUGCCUUUGACCGUCAACGGCAAGCGCCUGAACAACUCUGAGCUGCAGCGCCAGUUUGAGCGCAUCUACGAGGUUGCCCAGCCCGCUCCGGCGGUCGGCGUCUUGACCGUCGCUAACCGUGACCUGUGGGCCGACGCACGGAAGAAGCUGCUGGCUGCGCACCCGGCCAAUGAGCAGGCAUUGCGGGACAUCGAGUCCAGCGGGUUCCUUGUCUGUCUGGACAAUGCCACUCCCGUUACGCUAGAGGAGCGUGCUCAUCAGUACUGGCACGGUGAUGGUACCAACCGCUGGUUCGACAAGCCGCUGCAGUUCAUCAUCAAUGACAAUGGCACCGCUGGGUUCAUGGGCGAGCACAGCAUGAUGGACGGCAGCCCCACCCACCGCCUGAACGACCACUUGAACAACCUCAUCUUCAACCACAAGAUCGACCUCUCCGAGCAGCCCGUGCGGUCUGACCUGCCCGACCCUCGUCCCAUCACCUUCCACCUGGACGGCCCGGUACUGGAGGCCAUUGAUGCUGCCAACAAGGAGCACCGCCAGCAGAUCUCGUCGCACGAGCUCCGCGUCCAGGCCUACCAGGGCUACGGCAAGGGUCUCAUCAAGAAAUUCAAGUGCAGUCCGGAUGCGUACGUGCAGAUGAUCAUCCAGCUCGCUUAUUUCAAGAUGUACGGCAAGAACCGCCCGACGUACGAGUCUGCCUCGACCCGCAAGUUCCAGGAGGGCCGCACAGAGACCAUCCGCACGGUGUCGGAUGAGAGCGUUGCUUUCUGCAAGGCCAUCAGCGACCCUGCCGUCCCCCGCGAGGAGGCUGUCCGUCUACUCCGCUCCGCACUGGCCGCCCACACGAAGUACACGGCGGAAGCCAGCGAUGGCCGUGGUGUGGACCGCCACCUGUUCGGUCUGAAGAAGCUGCUGCGUGAGGGUGAGAAACUGCCUGCUCUCUAUGAAGACCCCGCAUUUGCGUACAGUAGCUCGUGGUACCUAUCAACCAGCCAGCUGAGCUCGGAGUUCUUCAACGGCUACGGAUGGAGUCAAGUGAUUGACGACGGAUUCGGCAUCGCUUAUAUGAUUAACGAGAACAGCUUGAACUUCAACAUUGUGUGCAAGCGCCUUGGCGCAGAGCGCAUGAGCUACUAUUUGAACGAGGCGGCAUCUGAUAUGAGAGACAUGCUGAUGCCCGACUUGGCUGCCCAGAGCGAGAAGGCCAAGAUGUAA
Aspergillus luchuensis is the source of this 1833-nucleotide messenger RNA. It is a transcript of the gene CAT2, whose product is annotated as carnitine O-acetyltransferase CAT2. Gene Ontology annotation, cellular component: peroxisome; mitochondrion. NCBI's taxonomy places the organism in Eukaryota, Fungi, Ascomycota, Eurotiomycetes, Eurotiales, Aspergillaceae. Gene Ontology annotation, biological process: carnitine metabolic process. The record is from RefSeq and is a predicted model, not a curated record. Gene Ontology annotation, molecular function: carnitine O-acetyltransferase activity. The transcript is spliced from 3 exons. The coding region runs from base 1 to 1833 and encodes 610 amino acids.